Coffea arabica (coffee) is the source of this 2073-nucleotide messenger RNA. RefSeq lists its product as uncharacterized. Gene Ontology annotation, molecular function: structural constituent of nuclear pore; RNA binding. NCBI's taxonomy places the organism in Eukaryota, Viridiplantae, Streptophyta, Magnoliopsida, Gentianales, Rubiaceae. Gene Ontology annotation, biological process: telomere tethering at nuclear periphery; protein import into nucleus; post-transcriptional tethering of RNA polymerase II gene DNA at nuclear periphery. Gene Ontology annotation, cellular component: nuclear pore; nuclear pore cytoplasmic filaments. The record is from RefSeq and is a predicted model, not a curated record.
AGUCUUUCCUCUUUCUCAAAACUCUGCAGACGGCCUUCGUAUUCUUAGACCCCAUUUUGCAGAACCCCACAACUUUCAACACCCAUUCUCAAGUUUUAACCCCUUAAUCCCUUCAGACAGUGAUCGACGUGAAGCUUGUGGGUUUCGCAUUUGCAUUUGCAUUUGCAUUUGCAUGCCACUCUUGUUUUGUGCCAGUUUGAUCAAAUCUUCAAAGAUGGUCAAAUCUUCCAAAAAUAGCCUAUUUGGUCAGUCAGGCAGCAGCAGCAGCAGCCCUUCAGGUUCAGGGUCUUCAUCGGUCCAUGGGCAAAUGAACUGCCCUUCGUCUUCAGGGUCUUCGUUGGUUUAUGGCCAAAUUAACAACUCAAGCAGUAGUACAUCUUCCCUCAAUAGCCCAGGAGGAUAUUUUGCCUCUAAUCAGAACCCUCAGGAACCAUGUCAACAGACACAAGUUGCUCCCCUCCUUGUCACUUUUAGCUCGUCAGAUCAACCUGCUUUUGGAUUUUGGUUUGGUACCCGUGAAUCAGCAUCCAUUGGCUCUUCUGCGAGUGUGUCUAGUAGUAGAUCACCUUUUGGCUCUCGGAAUGUAAAGUCGAUUCUCGGGAACUCAGGCUCUCAAUUUGGAGCAUUAGGCACCAUCAGCUUUGGUUUGUCAAACAGCACUACCACUGGCUUUGGCCAGGUAUCAUCAUUUGGUUCUGUGCAUGAGAAUCCUGCUUCAAGCAACAUAGGACCUGGAUAUUCAAGUGCUCCUGCAUUUGGAGCAUCAGGCACCAGAAACGUCCGUCCAUCAAACACCAGAUCCUGUGGCCCUAGCCAGAAACCAUCAUUUGGCCAGUUAGCAUCAAGCUUUGGUGGGAGCAACUUGCCUGGGAAGACUCCAUUUCGGACUCAGAAUUUACAUUCUGGAACAAAUGACUCUAGAGUGGCAACCCAAGCAGGUGGUCAGGUUAUCAAUGGGCUACAGACAGCCUCUCUGGCUGCUGAAGUCGUUCAGUCCAGCGGCUCAAACUCUUUUAGGUCACAGCCUGAACUGCAGAUUUUAGUUGAUGACCCUGGCUGUACACUAUCAGUCCAACUUGGGAAUCCUGGCAUACAUGUUAAGGUGUUCUGUAAUGAAGAAAAGGUAGCAACUUUCAAGGUGGAUAAUGUGUUGAUUUCAAAGGAAAAUCCUGGGCCUCAGGUUUUUAAUUCCACUAAAGACUCUCCAUGGAAUGAUAAAGCAAAAGAAUCAUCAGGACAGCAGGGUCCAUCCAAUAAUAUGAAUGAGAGUGGAUUAUCAGAUCAAACAAGCAAUGAUGAAGUUGUCGAGAAUCGUUAUGUGGGAUCCAACUUGAGCACUAAUGGGGUAAUUUACAAUCACAAUCCCAUUCCAGCAAGAUGCUUUCAUAUUAUAGUAAAAGAAGAUGAAGAUGGAGAAGUUGCAGACGGUGAAGAGGGAGAAGUAGCAGGCAAUGCUGGACAGAACCCUAAUAUUGCAGCUAUCAUGCCAAAGAUCCAUAGUGCUGACUGUUAUACCAAACCGCCAAUCAAAGAAUUAGCAGCAAGGGAAAGGGCUGAACCAGGAUUCUGUGCUCGUGUCAAGGACUUUGUUUUUGGAAGACAGGGCUACGGCAGCAUCAAGUUUUUGGGGGAAACAGAUGUGAGGGAACUUGACCUGGAGUCUUUUAUUCAGUUUAACCAUGGAGAGGUGAUUGUGUACAUGGAUGAGAGCAAGAAACCACCAAUUGGUCAAGGCCUUAAUAGACCAGCUGAGAUAACUCUCUUCAACGUCAGAUGCAUUGACAAGAACAGCAGGAAAGCAUACAUAGAUGGACCGAUGGUUGAGAAAUACAAGGAGAUGCUCAGACAGAAGGCAGCCGAGCUAGGUGCUGAGAUGGUUUCUUACGAUCCACAGCAAGGAGAGUGGAAAUUCAAGUUUCAACAUUUCUAGGGAACUAUGACUCCAGAUAUGAGAGUAAAUCAGACCUUGCUCGUCCUGGUUGCAUCCUCUAGCUGUCUAGUAAAAUAUCAUGAUGCGUAGAUGGUUGUAAUCAAACUUGUGCAGCUCGUCUAUUAGUAUCUUCUUCAUAUUCA